AUGGACCAUGAAGUUGAUGAACAGGCUCUGGCUCUGGCCAGCCACCCAUCAGGUGAUGACUGCGGGGCAGAGACCAAGGAGCUCUCAGUCAUCUCCAGACAAGAGACUGACGCGAAUUUGGAUGUUUUGAUCGCCGAAUUGGAGGAGGAAGAUGGCAGGGAUCCGGAACCCAAAACCCUUACGGUCGGCUCGAAUGCAGACAAAGAUGCCUCUUCCGAGGACCAAGAUACAGACCCCAGCACAGGCCUGGAUGACGCUAGAGUGGAAGCUUUACGCCGCACACAUGGUUGGAAUACUCUAAAAGAAGAGCACCAGAACAACUUUGUCAAAUUUCUUCUCCUGUUUGUCGGGCCCGUGCAGGGUGUGAUGCAGGUCGCAGCAAUUGUUGCCAUCAUCCUGCAAGACUGGAUUGAUCUUGGAAUCAUAUUUGGGUUGUUGUUGCUCAACGCUGUUGUCGGCUUUGCUCAAGAAUAUACUGCUGGGAAUAUCGUCGAAAGCCUGAAAAAGGGACUUGCACUGGAAGCCAGGGUCAUUCGGAAUUCAAAAGCAGAUAAUAAACCAGUAAAAGAGCUGGUUCCAGGUGAUAUCGUUCUUCUUGAGGAUGGCUCAGUUGUUCCAGCGGAUGGUAUCCUUGUUUCUCAGAGUGCCCAUCUCCAAGUUGACCAAUCCUGUAUCACCGGUGAAUCCCUUGCCGUGGACAAGUACACAAGAGACAAAUGCUUUUCAUCCUCAAUUGUCAAGCGUGGAGCUGCAUCUAUGGUUGUGACACAUAUUGGAGACAAUACUUCGGUUGGGAAAGCUGCAGCCAUUGUCAGGGAAGCAGCUCAUAUCAAAGGCCAUUUUACAACUGUUCUUGACGAAAUAUCACACAAAAUUCUCGCUCUCGUGAUAUUGUCUCUCCUUCUGGUGUGGAUAGCCUCCUUUUAUCGUUCCAAUGCGAUCAGACAAAUACUGGAGUUCACCCUGGCCAUCUCAGUAGUUGGAAUUCCAGUUGGUCUUCCUGCAGUUGUGACCACAACUAUGGCUGUUGGUGCGGGUGAACUGGCAAAGAAAUCCUGCAUUGUCCGGAAAUUGUCCGCGAUAGAAUCCCUGGCAGGUGCAGAGAUGCUCUGCUCCGAUAAAACAGGCACCUUGACUCGGAAUAAACUGGCUCUUGGAGAGCCCUUCACGUUACCUGGUGUUCACAGAGAUGAAAUCAUUCUCACUGCCUGCUUGGCCGCCAAUCGGAAGAAAAAAGGCAUUGAUGCUAUUGACCGUGUCUUUGUCAAAGCACUGAAGUAUUACCCUGGACCAAAGGCUCUAAUCAGUCAGUAUGUGACAAUCAACUUUUUUCCUUUUGACCCUGUUUCAAAGAAGGUCACAGCUAUUGUGAAAGGCCCAACUGGUGAGGAAAUGACUUGUGUGAAAGGGGCUCCACUCUCGGUUUUACGGACGGUCCAGGAGGCGAAUCCAGUUCCUGCGGAUAUCGAAAAUGCAUACAAGGAGAAGCUCACUGAGUUUUCAAACCGUGGAUUUCGUGCAUUGGGUGUAGCUCGGAAGAUUGGAUGUGGCCCUUGGCAGAUUCUUGGUAUCGUGCCCUGCUUGGAUCCCCCACGAGAGGAUACUAAACAGACCAUUGUGGAGGCAAGGCAAUUGGGUCUUUGUAUCAAGAUGCUCACUGGUGAUGCUGUUGGUAUUGCACGCGAGACAGCACGUCAACUGGGACUCGGCACAAACAUCUAUAAUGCUGAGAGACUCGGGGUGACUGGUGCUGGGGAUAUGCCUGGAUCUGAGAUCAAUGACUUCGUGGAGGCUGCGGAUGGAUUUGCCGAAGUAUAUCCAGAACAUAAAUAUAAAGUAGUGGAGAUUUUACAGCAACGUGGAUACCUUGUUGCCAUGACAGGUGACGGGGUAAACGAUGCCCCAUCACUGAAAAAGGCAGACACUGGUAUUGCGGUUGAAGGCGCCUCUGACGCUGCCAGAACUGCGGCUGACAUUGUCUUCGUCCAACCUGGACUCUCCAACAUCAUCCACGCCAUCAAGUGCUCUCGUCAAAUCUUCCACAGGAUGUACGCCUACUUGAUUUACCGUAUCGCCUUGACGCUCCAAAUGGCUGCGUUCUUGGGUUUAUGGAUAAUCAUCUUCAACAACACUCUUGACCUGCGCCUGGUCUUUCUCAUCGCCAUGUUCGCCGAUAUCGCCACCCUUACCGUCGCUUACGACCGUGCCCCUUACUCCGAGUCUCCCGUCAAAUGGAAUAUUCCCAAGAUCUGGGGAAUUUCAGUUAUUCUCGGCGCUGUCUUGGCUACUGCAUCUUGGAUUGCCCUCGGUACCAUGUUGUUGCGGGGAGAGAAUGGAGGCAUCGUGGAGGGCUACGGUGCCCAAGAUCCUGUUUUGUUCCUUGAAAUCACCCUUACCCAGAGUUGGCUCAUCCUCAUCACGCGUCUUGGUUCCCACCAUCAGCACCCCAUGCCGUGGAAAAGUGUGCCAUCUCCUCAGCUCAUCUUGGCAAUCUUGUUCGUCGACAUCACAGCCACCCUGAUGUGCAUCUAUGGGGUUUUCGUUCAUCAAGAAACCUCCCUCCUUACCAUCGCUCGAGUCUGGGUAUUUUCAAUUGGAGUUGAGCUCGUCUGUGGUUUUCUUUAUGUGGUGCUUCACCGAUCCCAGAAGUUUGACGACCUCAUGCACGGGCGAAGCCUCCGACGCAAAAUUGGGCAGAGAGCUGUGGAGGACUUCGGUGAGUCUGACAUGGACUCGCUGUGGGAGCUCUCCCAGGUAGAUCUUGAGGAACUUGAGGCAGUCGCUGAUUGCUUUGACAUAGUACUCUCUCUCCACCGAACUUCCACGGCCCACGAGCACUCCAACUAA
Molecule: messenger RNA, 2847 nt
Organism: Penicillium malachiteum
Lineage: Eukaryota; Fungi; Ascomycota; Eurotiomycetes; Eurotiales; Aspergillaceae
Product: plasma-membrane proton-efflux P-type ATPase
Exons: 3
Coding region: 1-2847 (948 amino acids)
Biological process (GO): regulation of intracellular pH; proton export across plasma membrane
Cellular component (GO): plasma membrane
Molecular function (GO): P-type proton-exporting transporter activity; ATP binding; ATP hydrolysis activity
Source: RefSeq, a predicted model, not a curated record